Xylona heveae TC161 is the source of this 509-nucleotide messenger RNA. RefSeq lists its product as hypothetical. NCBI's taxonomy places the organism in Eukaryota, Fungi, Ascomycota, Xylonomycetes, Xylonales, Xylonaceae. Bases 168 to 509 code for a protein of 113 amino acids. The record is from RefSeq and is a predicted model, not a curated record. Gene Ontology annotation, cellular component: membrane. The transcript has 2 exons.
UCCUCUCCAGUCAUAGUAGCGUGGCAGUGAGAAAUCACAAGGGAAUGCUCGAAAGAGACAAUCGCAAGAUAAAUAAGACGCAUCUCCCUUACGACAUGCCUCUACACUGCCCAGAGCUCCUUCAAUAUUCUUCUAUUCUUUGAAAGCCGCUUCUCUUUGCUCUCCAAAUGUCUGUAGAGGCUAUCUCGGGAACCUUGCCCGCAGCCGCAACGACGUCCUGGGCGAUGGCGGGCACCAUGGCCGAGCAACUCAAAGGCUCAAAGAUGCUUGGGCAGGCACUCAACUAUACGCAGGAGCAUCCCAUCCGAAUCAUUUUGGGUGCAGCAGGCUUAUACCUUGGACCGGGCGGAGUGCUCGCUCUUCCUCUGCGGGCUAUUGGCUUCGGUGCUCUUGGCCCAUUGGCAGGUUCUAUCGCUGCAUACUGGCAAUCCACAUACUAUGGCGGAUACGUGGCCGCGGGUAGCGUUUUCUCCAUUCUGCAAUGGUUGGGGAUGACCGUGGGCGUCUAG